CUCUCUCUCUCUCUCUCUCUCUCUCUCUCUCUCUCUCUCUCUCUCUCUCUCUCACUAUCAUCAUUCGGCUGGGCUUGCUCGACCGCUACUCGCUCUCGCUCCGGCUUCGGGUUUCAUGGACGGGUUCGGAUCCUACGGCGGCGGCGACAGGAGGAUGGAGAUCGUGAGCGGGAAGGGGCUCGGCGCGUGCCACCAGGCAUACUCGCCGACCCAACACCCGCCGCCGCCGCAGACGAUCCCGGCUCGGGAGAGCUGGUCGGGUCACCGAGGCGCCGCUGCUGCGGCGGCGGCGGCGGCUAAGCCGUGGGGGUUCACGGACCCGGAGGUGAAGCGGAAGAAGAGGAUCGCCAGGUACAAGGCGUACACCGUGGAGGGUAGAGUGAAGGCGUCGCUGAGGAGAGGGUUCCAGUGGGUCAAGAACAAGUGCUCCCAGAUCGUGCACGGCUACUGAGCCGUUGCGAUCGCGACACGUGUGUGAGUCCUUCUUUUCCCCACUCCUCCCCUCCAAUUUCCGUUUUGCCUUUUCCUUUUCUUUUCUUUCGUUUCUUUUCUCUGGGGGGGGGGCGAAAUUGAUCUGGUGCCGUUGGUGAUGACGGUGGUGACGGCGGAGCUAACACGACAGGCGUAGAUUAGGGCGACUUUCGUUGACAAAAGAUAUAUAAUUUCGUUUUUCUUUUCCU
Molecule: messenger RNA, 680 nt
Organism: Rhodamnia argentea
Lineage: Eukaryota; Viridiplantae; Streptophyta; Magnoliopsida; Myrtales; Myrtaceae
Exons: 2
Coding region: 116-451 (111 amino acids)
Source: RefSeq, a predicted model, not a curated record